ACCCUCAGCAGAGACAGACCCCAGAUCUGGGCCCAGGACUUUGUGCAGGGAGGGGAAAUGCAGACUGGACUCUGAAAUGGGCAUGUACAGAGACGAAGAGACCCCAACAUGCUUCAGGCUUUGAGUGGAGAGGACACAGCCUCUGCUGGGACAGGGAAUAGAGGGAUGUGGAGUCCCUGAAGAUGCUUUUGGACAAUGGUCUGAGGUUGGGACAGUGGCAGGAGAUACCAUUCACCCAGGAUCUCCAGGACAAGAGAUCAGCCUGGCAGUUACAUGUGUUUUUUUUCAAACUGGUUGCCAGGUUGGCAUGAACGAUGACAUCAGAGAUUCCGACCUUCCUGAUUGGAGGGACCGGACUCCGUGGUGCCUGGAGAUCAGUUGGACAACAGUAUCUUCUCAGAGCUGUUCUCUACUCCUGACUUCUCCUAGGCUUGAGAAUUGAUAACAUACUCUUCUGGAUCCUAGAAGUGUCCAGAAGAAGGCCAUGGACAGAACGGAGACUAGGUUCCGUAAGAGGGGACAGAUUACGGGAAAGAUCACGACCAGCCGUCAACCGCACCCCCAGAAUGAGCAGAGUCCCCAGCGGAGCACCUCGGGGUACCCCCUCCAGGAGGUGGUGGAUGAUGAAAUGUUGGGACCAUCAGCCCCUGGGGUAGAUCCCAGCCCCCCAUGUAGGUCCCUUGGCUGGAAAAGGAAGAGGGAGUGGUCAGAUGAAUCUGAGGAGGAGCCGGAGAAGGAGCUCGCCCCUGAGCCUGAGGAGACCUGGGUAGUGGAGAUGCUGUGUGGGCUCAAGAUGAAGCUGAAGCAACAGCGAGUGUCACCCAUCCUCCCUGAGCACCACAAGGACUUCAACAGUCAGCUUGCCCCUGGGGUAGAUCCCAGCCCCCCGCAUAGGUCCUUUUGCUGGAAAAGGAAGAUGGAGUGGUGGGACGAAUCUGAGGAGUCGUUGGAGGAGGAGCCACGGAAGGUGCUCGCCCCUGAGCCUGAGGAGAUCUGGGUGGCGGAGAUGCUGUGUGGCCUCAAGAUGAAGCUGAAGCGACGGCGAGUGUCGCUCGUGCUCCCUGAGCACCACGAGGCCUUCAACAGGCUGCUUGAGGAUCCUGUCAUUAAAAGAUUCUUGGCCUGGGACAAAGAUCUGAGGGUGUCGGACAAGUAUCUCCUGGCUAUGGUCAUAGCGUAUUUCAGCCGGGCCGGCUUCCCCUCCUGGCAAUACCAACGCAUUCAUUUCUUCCUGGCUCUCUACCUGGCCAAUGACAUGGAGGAGGACGACGAGGACUCCAAACAAAACAUCUUCCACUUCCUGUAUAGGAAGAACCGCUCUCGCAUACCCUUGCUCCGUAAGCCUUGGUUCCAGUUAGGCCAUUCCAUGAACCCGAGGGCCAGGAAGAACCGCUCUCGCAUACCCUUGCUCCGUAAGCGUCGGUUCCAGUUAUACCGUUCCACGAACCCGAGGGCCAGGAAGAACCGCUCUCGCAUACCCUUGCUCCGUAAGCGUCGGUUCCAGUUAUACCGUUCCAUGAACUCGAGGGCCAGGAAGAACCGCUCUCAGAUAGUCCUGUUCCAGAAACGACGGUUCCACUUCUUCUGUUCCAUGAGCUGCAGGGCUUGGGUUUCCCCAGAGGAGUUGGAGGAGGUGAGUGGGGCCUGGGGAGGUGGAGGAGGUGGGGAGGAAUUGGGUGGGCUGGAGGCUGGAUGAGGGGAGAGAGGGGUAUCCUGGCGAGUCCCCGUCUUCUCAAAGGGCGUUUGUUUUUCCAGAUCCAGGCUUAUGACCCAGAGCACUGGGUGUGGGCGCGAGAUCGCGCUCACCUUUCCUAGAGCUCCAGGGACCGGGGAGGCCUGAGGUCAUCGGCCUGAGAGAAGGUACAUCUGCAUCCUCUGGGGUAAAGGCAGAAUAUUGGGGUCUAUUUCGGAAAUCCGAAGAACCCAAUUGCUUGAUCUGGCUUCAAGCCUGGGCAACGUGGCGAGAUCCCCUCUCCACAAAAAUACAAAAACUAGCCAGGCGAUGUGGGACGCAUCUCUACUCCCAACUACUCAGGAGGCUGAGGCGGGAGGAUCGCUGGAGCCUGGAAGGUCGGGGCCGCACGGAGCCCUGAUCCUGCCACUGCACUCCAGUCUGGGCGACAGAGUGAGACCCUGCCUCAAAAAUAAUCAUAAAAACUGAGUUUGGGGAGGUUCAUUAUGAUUGACGCACUUGAGUUACUGAUUUGGGUCGAGGGUUCAGUGAAGCUUUGGUUUACAUCUUGUGCAGCUAACCACGUUGAGCACAGAGCAUGAGACUUCAUCAUGAGGAGGUAGGAUUAAGGAUUAGGCUUCUGGACUCGUGGUUCGUGAUGUUGUCACAUUAGAAACACAUCUAGCAUGGUUACAAGUUUAGAUCUUAAGUGACACAAAAGGCCCCAGCUGUGAUAAAGUCCAAAGCCACAUUCUCUGAGGGUGCCCUACUCCCUGGGCAGACCCACCCAAAGUCCUUGCUAUGAAGCAGAUCACUGGGGCUGACCUUGGGUGUAUUAAGUGAGUUUUGGAGUCGUGGUCACCAAAGUGUGAGUUUCACAGUUGAACACGAUGGUUCAGAAGCAGGGUAUAGAAUGAAAGGCAGCAGAUAAAAUUGCAUUUCUCAAUUGACAUGGGACGUGAAUAACUUUCCUGUCUAGAGAGCUGCCUCCUUGAAGUGUGACAUUGUCUCUCUCGCUUCCAGAACACCGGACCCAGGGGAGAUGUGGAUUUUCAGCGGGAACUUUAUUCCAAUGCUAAUGGCAGACACCAGGCAGGAGGAGAGGAACCAUUUGUGCAGAUCAUCUAGAAGAACCUGGACCAUUCUUGAUGGAGCUGAAUACAGUGAUCACGUUGUCCUCCUAGGAGCAGGGGUGGGGGGAGGGGGGUGGGGUCCUUCUAGGAGUCCUUGGAGAAAAGUAAGAAACCAGGAGCGUUUCCAGUUCCACCCUUUCCUGCGGCACCACCACCCUUUUUAUAUUGCUGAAUUCCAACCUCCCUGGGGCGGAACCUGGAGGUCCUGUUUCUUACGGACUUGCAGUCCAGGAGGAUUUGAAGGCACAAUGCAGGGGCUCAGAUUGGGACAGAAUUCUUUUGUGAAAUAUCAGUGCCACAGAUUGUAACAGAUAGCUUCAUGCACACUCUGCAUUUUAUUGGUUUGUAUGGAAAAUGUCGGCCAUUGAAUUAUUCAUAGAUUUAUUUCAAAUAGUUUGGAAAUUGUUGUACUUUUGAAAACAUGCUGUUCCUGUAGUUUUUUGAUGAGAGUUAUAGUUGUUAUAUAUACAUAAAGCUAAUUUUCUUUUCAUUUUUAAGAGACAAUUCUUUUUAUCCUAAAUAUUUUAUUAUCUUUAAAUUUGUUUCUGUAUUAUUACAUGUGCUCCUGAAGCGAGCACUCUUUUUAUCUAUGAUACUUCCAUAAUAAUCUCUUCUAUUUAUAGCUAUUGGUAGUUCCCCACCAGAAAAAAACAUAAUUCUGGUGAUAGAAAUUUUUAUUUGCUGUUUAGGUUUGUGACUGAAUUGUGAGAAUUCAGUUGUGAUUUUUAACAUGCCUCAGAUAUAUAUACUAACACGUCUAAUAUAUACUAUCUAUUUUAUUGGUUUAUUUUGAAAAACAUGGGUAUAGAAUUAUUUAAAUAUUAUUUUAUUUAUUUAAAUAUUUAUUAAAUAUAUUUAUUUAUUUAAAUAUUAUUAUUACUUUAAAUAUUAUUUUAAAUAUUUUGGAAAUACUGGUAUUUUUGAAUAGAUGCUGUUUCUAUAAAGCUGUGUGAUGGAUAUUAUAACUGUUAUAUACACAUACAUAUAAUUUUGUUUUCCUUUUUAAGAGAGGAUUCUUUUCAUCCUAAAUCUUUUACCUUUCAAUCUUUGUAUCUAUUAUUACACGUGCUGCUGAAGGGAGCAUGGUUUUUAUCUAUGAUACUUAGUUAACAUAUAUAUUACAUUUAUAGCUAUGUAGUAGUUCCCCUAAAUUCUUGUAAAAAUAAAUUUUUAUUUGAUAUUUCAUAUAUAUUUGAAAUGUGAGAAUUCAGAUGUAAUUUUUUACCUUGUUUUGGCAUGUUUGUAUGUUACUUUAAAGAGGAUGUGUGUUCUAAAGGAGGACAUGAGCUGUGUGUUUUCAAGAGAACAAUAGAGUGCGUCUCUUGGGGAAACAUAAUAAAAAUGAACUUUUCUCACCUUCACAGCAAUUGUGAUCAUAUUGGUCUGGAUUGAUUAUUUGCUGCCCAGUGAUAUUUUUCCUUAAUGGGGUUGUGGUUAUUUGAACAUAUUUAUUAGCUCUGGAAGAUAAUCCUGUGCUGUUUUUUAUGUAGAAAAAAACAUAAGGCUGGGUGCAGUGCUCACACCUACAAUCCCUGUGGUUUUGGAGGUCAUGGCGGGAGGAUCACCUGAGGCCAGGAGUUUGAGGCCAGCCUCAGCAACAUAGCAUCUACAUCUAUUUUUAAUUUUUAUUUUUUAAAGAAAAACAAUAGAAGAGAAGGCUGAUCCCAAGCUACAGGGUUUUUUUGUUUGUUUGUUUGUUUUGGAGACAGAGUCUUGCUCUGUCUCCCAGGCUGGAGUGCAGUGGCACAACCUCGGCUCCCUGCAACUUUCACCUCUGGGUUCAAACAAAUUCUCCUGCCUCAGCCUCCCAAGUAGCUGGGACUACAGGCACCCGUCUGUACGUCCGACUAACUUUUGUAAAAAUAGUAGAGACAAGGUUUCACCAUGUUGGCCAGGCUGGUCUCGAACUCCUGACUUCAAGUGAUCCACCUACCUCGGCCUCCCAAAGUGCUGGGAUUACAGGCAUGAGCUACUGCGCCCAGAUGCCAAGCUAGAGUUUUAAGGCAGGAAAUGAGAGAAAGAUAUUGAGAGAGGAAAACCAGGUGGUAAGAAAACUCUAAAGGUGGCCGGGCGUGGUGGCUCACGCCCAUGAUCCCAGCAGGAGUUUGAGACCAGCCUGGCCAACAUGGUGAAACCCUGUCUCUACUAAAAAUACAAAAAUUAGGCAGGCGUGGUGGUGCACGCCUAUAAUCCCAGCUAUUUGGGAGGCUGAGGCAGGAGAAUCACUAGCAGAGAUUGUGUCUCCUCACCCCCUCUCAAAAAAAAAAAAAAAAAAAAAGUUCGUUCCUGCAGCAGUUAAAGCUGUGAAAGACAGGCACUCUGACAUGCAAUUCCUUGUGAUUUUUCUUUUUCCUUUUUGGAGUUGGGGUCUUGCGCUGUCACCCAGACUGGGGUGCAGUGGUGUGGUCAUAGCUCACUGCGGCCUCAGACUCAAGCUCAAGCGAUCCUCUUACCUUGCCUUUCAAAUUGCUGGGAUUAUAAGCAUGAGCCACUGCAUCUGGCCUGUGUGACACAAUUUUUUUUUUGUCUUUUUUCUUUUUGGGGGGGAUGGAGUCUCGCUCUGUCACCCAGGCUGGAGUGCGGUGGCGUGAUCUUGGCUCAAUGCAAGCUCUGCCUCCUGGGUUCACGCCAUUCUCCUGCCUCAGCCUCCCGAGUAGCUGGGACUACAGGCGCCCGCCACCAUGCCUGGCUAAUUUUUUGAAUUUUUAGUAGAGACGGGAUUUCACUGUCUUAGCCAGGAUGGUCUCGAUCUCCUGACCUCGUGAUCUGCCCGCCUUGGCCUCCCAAAGUGCUAGGAUUACAGGCGUGAGCCACCGCGCCCAGCCUAUGUGAUGCAAUUCUGAUGUCAACUCCCUGAUGUUACCUCAAAUGCCACAGGUUAAGGCCACCAGUCCCCACUAGGCUGCCCUCGCUUUAGACACACCUGCAGGCUUGGGUGUCCUCAGACCACAUGUACUUCUCACCAACUGGCUGCAAAUUUGGAGGUUCCCACCAUGCCCUCAAGUUCGAUAACUCACUAAAACAAUUCACAGAAUGCAGAAAAGCAUGAUACUUUCUUUCUC
Messenger RNA from Homo sapiens (human), 5867 nucleotides. It is a transcript of the gene SPDYE2, whose product is annotated as speedy/RINGO cell cycle regulator family member E2. The coding region runs from base 485 to 1696 and encodes 403 amino acids. Lineage: Eukaryota; Metazoa; Chordata; Mammalia; Primates; Hominidae. The record is from RefSeq and is a predicted model, not a curated record. Gene Ontology annotation, molecular function: protein kinase binding. The transcript has 7 exons.